AAAAAUUUUUAUCCUACAACUUGGAAGAAUAACAAGACGCGAAGAUGUAUGAAAACGGAGAUGAUUCUUUUGAUGAGGACGAUUUUAUUUUUAAUGAAUACACAAUAGAUGAUACUUUGGACAGCCUUUCGCGUCUGGAAAAGUAUUAUAAUUCUGAUUUUUCUCUGCAGAGACUUGUACUCCUUAGGGAUGUUCAUGAUACAGCAAUUGAAGCAGGGUACAAGGAAAGUGUGAAACGUUUAUUACCUCUUCUUCAAAACUUCGUUUCAGACACAGAACCUGUAGUCAGACAAGUAUUCGCUGAAAAACUCUAUCCAUUAGCAACAUUCUUUUUGGAAAAUGGAGGAGAGGAAGGAUACAAUGAACUUAUCAAUACAUUUAUACCAUAUACUUUUGAAUUGAUCAUUGAUAAGAAUACUGAAGUUGGAAAUAGUGCUACUGAGGCCUUGGUAAAAAUUUCAAAAUUGAUAAAACAAAAUCACAUCGAGCCACAAUUGCUGUCCGUAAUAGUAAAUUUGGCCCAUGAUGAUAGAGUUGAGGAGUAUCGUAUUGCAGCAGCUAGAUUAUUUAACGAAUUGGCACCACAAUUUGGACCUGAUCUUGUAAAGGAAGUUGUUGUUCAAGAAAUUAUUUCCCUCAGUGAUGAUCCAUCACUUUUGGUUAGAAAAACUGUAUCACAAUCAUUAAGUUUAAUUUGUCAACAAAUUGGACCAGAAUUGACAGUAACCAAAAUACUUCCAGUCUAUCUUGUUUUAAGUAAGGAUGAAAUAUGGGGUGUUAGAAAGGCUUGUGCUGAAUCUCUUCCAGAAAUUUCUAAGUGUGUUGAUAGAGAAACUAGAUUGAAUACUUUGGUUGAACUUUUUGAAAGAUUUGCUGAUGAUGUUUCCAGAUGGGUUAAAAUGGAAGCAUAUAAGCAAUUAGGUGCUUUCAUUGCUACUUUUGAACCUGAUACUCCUGAAGUUCCUUCAUCUAUCCCUGAAACACUUAUUCAAUACUUUUCUGAAAUGGCAUUCCAAAAUGAUCAAAAUGAAACUGAUAUGGUAGAAUACUGUGCUUAUAACUUCCCAGCUGUUGCCCAAAUCAUAGGAAAGACUAAAUGGUCACAAGUUGAAAAUGCCUACAAUCAUUUGGUUAAGGAUGUUCAAUGGAAGGUUAGAAGAUCAUUGGCUUGUUCAUUACACGAAGUUGCACAACUUGUUUCUCAGGAAGUUACAGAAACUUGUUUAGCUAACGCUUUAGAACUCUUUUUGAAAGAUUUAGAUGAAGUCAAGAUUGGUGUUAUUGCCAAUUUAUCAAUCCUUUUCAAACACUUCUCUGAAGAAACUAAGCAAAAGUAUUUAUCAACAAUUUGUUCCAUUCCAGAGCAAACUGAUAACUGGAGAAUUAAGAGCGAAAUUUCCAAACAAUUGGGCUUGUUGGCUGAAUUAGUUUCACCUGAGACUGUUAAGAAUACUAUACUCAAUGUUAUUUUUGAUUUGUACACUGAUGAUUUUGCCGUAGUCCGAAAGAAUUCUAUUGUUUCUUGUGGUAAAAUUAUGAAGAGAUUAUGUGAUGAGGAAAGCAAGGAAGGUCAAAAUGAGUUGACAGGUUUCCUUCAUGAAUUGGCUUCUGGUGAAUUCCACAGAAGAUUAAUCUUUGUUUUUGCUUGUGAAUAUUUGGUUCAAGAAAUUGAUAUUAAUUUGUUUUUGUCAGAAUUUGCUCCUGAAUUAGAAAAAUUAUCAAAAGAUGUCAUACCUAAUGUCAGAUUGAAUUUAGCUAAAGUUAUGAGGAGAGCUAUUCUUCCAAAUGAACAACUUAGAGAAACUCCAAUCUUUGUUACAAUUAGACAAACUUUAGAUAAUGACAAGGAUAGAGACGUAAGAUUUUUCUUAAAUAAUGAUUAUGUUGAACCACCUAGUGAUGACGACAAUUAAAAUAGAGUGUAAAUUUAAUUCUAAAAAUCUGAAAACAUUAAAAUAAUUUAAAUGUAUAAUUCUUUAU
Molecule: messenger RNA, 1980 nt
Organism: Naegleria gruberi
Lineage: Eukaryota; Heterolobosea; Eutetramitea; Acrasida; Naegleriidae
Exons: 5
Coding region: 45-1913 (622 amino acids)
Biological process (GO): protein dephosphorylation
Molecular function (GO): protein binding; protein phosphatase regulator activity
Source: RefSeq, a predicted model, not a curated record